AACCCGCUUUCCAGAAUGGCUAAAUCGUCAUCAUUGUUCUUAUCUCUUUUUCUUUUGAUUGCCGCCGCCGCUUGCUUUUCAUUGGUGGAAUCUCGUCCACCAUUUGCAUGUGAUCCUCGGAAUGGGUUGACGAGGAGUUUGAAAUUUUGUAGGGUGAAUCUGCCGCUUCAUAUGAGGGUUAGGGAUUUGAUUGGGAGGUUGACAUUGGCCGAGAAGAUUAGGUUGUUGGUUAACAAUGCUAUUGCGGUGCCGAGGCUUGGGAUUCAAGGCUACGAGUGGUGGUCCGAGGCUCUUCACGGCGUCUCCAAUGUCGGUCCUGGAACGAAGUUCGGUGGCGACUUCCCUGGCGCCACCAGCUUCCCUCAAGUCAUCACAACUGCUGCUGCCUUCAACGAAUCUCUAUGGGAGCAAAUCGGACGGGUGGUAUCGGAUGAAGCUAGAGCAAUGUAUAAUGGAGGAAUGGCCGGUUUGACAUACUGGAGCCCCAAUGUUAACAUAUUCCGAGACCCGCGGUGGGGCCGAGGCCAAGAGACUCCCGGAGAAGACCCUGUUUUAGCCGGAAAAUACGCGGCCAGAUAUGUCCGUGGCCUCCAAAGUCCGACGGGGACCCGCCUCAAAGUGGCUGCCUGCUGCAAACAUUACACCGCAUAUGAUAUUGAUAAUUGGAAUGGUGUGGACCGAUACCAUUUCAAUGCCAGGGUUAGCAAGCAAGACCUGGCGGAUACAUAUGACGUGCCGUUCAAGGCUUGUGUGGUGGAAGGGAAAGUUGCCAGUGUAAUGUGUUCUUAUAAUCAAGUCAAUGGGAAGCCCACUUGUGCUGACCCUGAUCUACUCAAGGGUACCAUCCGAGGUCAAUGGGGCCUUGCUGGGUAUAUUGUAUCAGAUUGUGAUUCGGUUGGUGUAAUGUAUGACACUCAACAUUUCACUGCUACCCCAGAAGAGUCUGCUGCAGAUGCCAUCAAAGCAGGUUUGGAUUUGGAUUGUGGACCAUUUUUGGCGAUCCACACUGACAUGGCGGUGAGGAGGGGCUUGAUAUCUGAGACUGAUGUUGACAUGGCUCUAGCCAACACUAUUACAAUCCAAAUGAGGCUGGGCAUGUUUGAUGGCGAGCCAUCAGCGCAGCCAUAUGGAAACUUGGGUCCGAGAGAUGUUUGCACCCCGGCUCAUCAACAACUUGCUCUCGAGGCUGCCAGACAAGGCAUAGUUUUGUUAAAGAAUUCUGGGUCUCUGCCAUUGUCCACUACACGUCAUCGCACCGUUGCUGUUAUCGGACCCAACUCUGAUGUCACUGUAACAAUGAUAGGAAAUUAUGCCGGAGUGGCAUGUGGUUACACAAGUCCUUUGCAAGGUAUUGCAAGAUAUGCAAGGGCCAUUCAUCAACCAGGCUGUUCAGACAUUGCUUGUGGCACAAACAAUCAGUUUGAAUUAGCGGAGGCAGCAUCCCGCAAUGCAGAUGCAACCGUACUUGUAAUGGGGCUUGAUCAAUCUAUAGAAGCAGAAUUCAGGGACAGGAAAGGGCUGCUCUUGCCUGGACUCCAGCAAGAGCUCGUUUCCCGUGUGGCUCGAGCCUCUAGAGGCCCAACCGUGCUGGUCCUGAUGUCAGGUGGUCCUAUUGAUGUCACGUUCGCUAAGAAUGAUCCUCGAAUCAGUGCCAUUAUAUGGGCUGGUUACCCAGGCCAAGCCGGUGGAACUGCCAUUGCGGAUGUUUUAUUCGGAACAACCAAUCCAGGUAAUCUUUCAUUUUCAGGACAUUUUAACGUCGAAUUCCCACUUUCCAAGCUAAUUUUCAUAUAUAUAACAGGAGGAAAGUUGCCAAUGACAUGGUACCCACAAGAUUAUGUUGCUAAAGUCCCAAUGACAAACAUGGGGAUGAGGCCAUCAGGAGGCUACCCUGGAAGAACCUACAGAUUCUACAGGGGACCUGUAGUGUUCCCCUUUGGUCAUGGCUUGAGUUACACAACCUUUAGACAUUCUUUAGCCAUAGCUCCAACUGAUCUAUCCGUACUUCUUGAUACCAACCUGUUUGCCACCAAAAACUACUCGUUGUCAAGUAACGCCGUAAGGGUGAAACACGCAAAAUGCGAUUCACCAUCGUCGCUUUUUCACAUUGACGUGGAAAACACCGGCAAUAUGGAUGGAACUCACACCUUGCUCGUUUUCUCUUCACCGCCUGCCGGACAAAAAUGGUCUCUAAACAAGCAAUUAAUAAGUUUCCGUAGAGUUCACGUCGUCGCCGGGUCUAAACAAAGGGUGAAGAUCAAUGUUAACCCCUGCAAACACCUUAGCGUUGUCGAUGAAUUCGGAAUUCAAAGGAUUCCAAUGGGUUCACAUAGUUUACACAUUGGUGAUCUCAAGCAUUCUAUUUCUCUCCAAGCAAAUCUGGAGGGCAUUAAGGCCUGAACUCUGAAAGAGUAAAAACAUACUACAACUUAAGAUAAUUUUAAUUAAUCUUUAAGUUCACAUAAGAAAUCUCUCUCAAAUCAAAUGAGAAAAAAGAAAAAGCUCAAACAGUUUGGGAGAGUUUCACUUUCAGCUGCACUUCCAAA
This is a messenger RNA of Hibiscus syriacus, 2546 nucleotides long. RefSeq names its product beta-D-xylosidase 1-like. Gene Ontology annotation, biological process: xylan catabolic process; arabinan catabolic process. The transcript is spliced from 6 exons. Gene Ontology annotation, cellular component: plant-type cell wall. The coding region runs from base 16 to 2400 and encodes 794 amino acids. The record is from RefSeq and is a predicted model, not a curated record. Lineage: Eukaryota; Viridiplantae; Streptophyta; Magnoliopsida; Malvales; Malvaceae. Gene Ontology annotation, molecular function: alpha-L-arabinofuranosidase activity; xylan 1,4-beta-xylosidase activity.